Molecule: messenger RNA, 2046 nt
Organism: Prunus armeniaca (apricot)
Lineage: Eukaryota; Viridiplantae; Streptophyta; Magnoliopsida; Rosales; Rosaceae
Source: the annotation of a GenBank genome assembly
AUGCUUGUGAAUUACUUUGGCUAUUGGAUCAUCACACACCAUUCACAAAACCUUGACCAAAUCCUCUUUCUUCUUUUCUGUUUAAUAACCCCUUCAGUAACUCCAUUAACCUUUGAUUUCCCCAUCUUUAGUCCUACUGAUAUCAACACUAUAUCUCUGGAGGGAGACACUAAUCUCGACAGACAAUUCCUCCGACUCACCAAAAGCUGUUCUCUCGAUCAACAGGAACAAAGCGUCGGUCGAGCCACUUACCACAAACCCUUCCUCCUCCGGGAAACUACUACCGGAAAACUCGCUGAUUUCAGCACACAUUUCACAUUCAUCAUCCAUUCACAAAAUAGUUCCGAAUAUGGAAAUGGACUCACCUUUUUCCUAGCGCCAGAUGGGUCCUUACUCAACCGCAAGCUAGGAAAAGGUAGCAAUCUUGGCCUCCCCGUCCAGCACCUCCCGGGACACACGUCAAUGAAUCAGUACCCUUUUGUGGCGGUGGAGUUUGAUAUCUCGCAAAAUGGAAUCCCAACCAUCCAAGAUCCCAUCUACGAUCAUGUAGGUAUCGAUGUUAACUCUCUCAAGUCAUCUAAGACCGCGCCUUGGAAUGGUAGGGUUUCGGAUGGACGAAAAAAUGAAGCUUGGAUUAAUUACAAUUCUAGCUCCAAAAUACUCACUGUUGCCUUCACGAGUUUCGUUAACGGUACAAAUGGUACCCAACUGCAGAGAACCAUCAACUAUCUCGAUCACAUAAUUGAUCUGAAUCAGCACUUGCCGGAUAGGGUUAUUGUUGGCUUCUCAGCUUCAACGGGGACUCCGGUUGCUCUACAUGGGAUCAAUUCUUGGAGUUUUAAUUCAACUUCAUUGCUUGAUGAGAGUGCAAAUGACAAAAUUAAUAUUGGUCUAGCAUUUGGGUUGGGUGUUGGUGGAUGUCUUAUAUUGUUUGCGGGGUUGGUUUUGUUUUGGAAGAAAGGGGGACUCAGGAAAAGUGAGGAAGAGCCUAUAGUUGUUGAUGAUGAGUUCGAUAAGGGGACCGGCCCAAGGAAGUUUCCAUACAAUGAAUUGGCUCUAGCCACCAGUGAUUUUAAAGAGGAAGAGAAGCUUGGAGAAGGAGGGUUUGGUGGGGUUUAUAAAGGCUUCAUAAAAGAUUUGAACUCAUAUGUUGCUGUUAAGAGGAUAUCCAAGGGGUCGAAACAAGGGCAGAAGGAGUAUACGUCAGAAGUAAGGAUCAUCAGUCGACUUAGGCAUCGAAAUUUAGUGCAACUCAUUGGUUGGUGCCACGAAAAACGAGAACUCCUACUUGUUUAUGAGUUCAUGCCCAACGGCAGCUUAGAUUCACAUUUGUUCAAAGCAAAAAAUAUGUUAGUUUGGGAGGCAAGAUACAGAAUUGCUCAAGGCUUGGCCUCCGGGUUGCUCUAUUUACAUGAAGAAUGGGAGCAAUGUGUGGUGCACAGGGAUAUCAAAUCCAGCAACAUUUUGUUGGAUUCAAAUUUCAACGCAAAACUUGGGGAUUUCGGGUUGGCUCGCCUUGUGGAUCAUGGAGAACAAUCACAAACAACGGUUUUGGCUGGAACUAUGGGUUACAUGGCUCCGGAAUGUCUUACCAACGGAAAGGCUAGCAAGGAAUCCGAUGUUUAUAGCUUCGGAGUUGUUGCACUAGAGAUAGCCUGUGGGAGAAAACCCAUCGAUCCUCAAUUGGAAAGGAAUCAAAUCAAUAUGGUAGAAUGGGUUUGGGAGCUUUAUGGAAAAGGGAAACUCCUCGAAGCGACUGAUCAAAAACUGUGCGAAGAUUUUGAUGAGAAACAAAUGGAAUGCUUGAUGAUAGUUGGUUUGUGGUGUGCUCACCCGGAUUACAAUAUGAGGCCUUCAAUACAACAAGCAAUUCAAGUGCUUAACUUUGAAGCUGCAUUGCCAGUUCUCCCGCCAAAGAAGCCAGUGGCCACCUAUUCUACUCCUCCACCAUCACUCCCAUUGUUAAUGUCUUCUUGUAGCACUACUGGUUUUGAAAUAUGUGAAAUUGAGUCUUCAGGGUAUGCUUAUAGCACUAAUUCCUCAUAG